GUUGUAAUUAGUGACGACCACCUGAUUUUCUGUGCUCCGCGAGACCGUGGCGUGAACUGGAUGUACACGCUUGCGGAUUAUUAUUAUUAUUAUUAUUUUUUUAACUCUUUGGUUACUGACUCAUUGUGGAUAUUGAGCCAAAAAUACCGGAUACGGUGAUUGACAGAGUCGAAAGCUUUGGCCAGGUCGAUGAAGACGGCUGCACAGUACUGUCUUUAACCGAUGGCAGUUAUAUCUCUGGAGAGACCUGAAAAUAGAUGUCCAGCAAAGUUCCCCAUCCAACCUUAGAGCUUGAGAGGAUCUGCAGAAAAGAAUGGGAAACUCUCCAAAUACAGGUGUGCCAAGCUUGUAGCAGCAUACCCAAGAAGACUCGAGGCUGUAAUCUCUGCCAACGGUGCUUCAACAAAGUACUGAGUAAAGGGACUGUGAUAUGGACUUGUGAGGAAUGAGAUGGUAAAACCUUAUGGAUGUCUUGUUGCAUUACAAAAGCAUUGAUGGCAGCUUGAAAAUCUUAGUGGACAAAACAGAAAAGGCCUUGGAGGACUUCCCCUGUCGUGUUUUGCCUAUAUUUACGCCAUGGUUCCCACCUGAAAGUGACAAAUUGCUGCCAAUUAGACCCUUAAAGUCACCGCCGAUAAUUUCUCUGGAAGAUUUGGAAACUAUCCAAACACAUCUGCAGUCUGCUGAGCCAUUACUAACAUCCCAUCCCUGUGCUGAAAGCAUUCAGAACUUGGCUCUAACCAGUUUGGGGAGAUCCACCUUGCAUGUACAGGCAUGCUCUGAGAUUGGAACAUCAGCACAGCAUAAAGAUACUCUCCAUAGUGAGAGGGAAGUAAAAAGAUCAUGGAGUGUUUUUUCCCAGAGAGGUUUAUACAUUCACAACACUCAAACAUUCUCCAAACAAUUCCACAAGGUUGUUUGGAGGCACGGCCUUCACAUGCGCCAGAGAGCAAAAUGGGUUAUUGACAAACUGAACUUUGUCACUGGAGACAUAGAACAUACAUGGAGAGGACUGAACCGGGCCAUCAGGAACUCCAUGCUUCCAACUUGCAAUGCCAACAUUCAGAGGGAUCUGACACAAAUCUGUGUGUUCUGCGAUGUAUUAUACUGUGAAUAUGUUGGAAAUUAUUUAAAGGAAGAAUUUCAAGUCACUGGACAGAUCACUUUAUUUGUUCAUAGACUUGGAGACAUUUUCACUUUAUAGAAAUUAGUGGUUGUCAGAAUUUGAUCUGUGUGUCCCUGCCAUCUAUUUUGUUAACUGUAGUAGGCAGGUUUCCAUUGACUCCGGUGUAUUCGAUUCUAAAGCAAUGUCACAAAAUAAAUCUGAGACGUGUGUAAUGGAAACAGCAGAUAGGAGACAUUUUUUAACCACAUUUUUCUCCAUUUGACAGGGGUGGAUUAUUCUUCUGUCAAACUUUUAUUGCGGAAAAUUAUGCUGGAAACUUUUUCGAAUAAAUGAUGAUUGCCAAAUCAUUUGGAAGGUAUGCAGAGAACUUGAUGUCACCACAUAACUAUAAAGCUCCACUCCUCAAUUGAAUUCUAAAUGCCUACAUCUUGCAAAAUAAACAUAAUUCAACUAUAAAAA
Messenger RNA from Oncorhynchus masou masou (cherry salmon), 1585 nucleotides. RefSeq lists its product as uncharacterized. Lineage: Eukaryota; Metazoa; Chordata; Actinopteri; Salmoniformes; Salmonidae. Gene Ontology annotation, biological process: positive regulation of double-strand break repair via nonhomologous end joining; negative regulation of double-strand break repair via homologous recombination; positive regulation of isotype switching. The record is from RefSeq and is a predicted model, not a curated record. The transcript has 3 exons. The coding region runs from base 464 to 1204 and encodes 246 amino acids.